UAUAUCAUUUUAAUGUCUUCCGCUAUUUUUUCGACAAUCUUCCGAGUAGUUUUCGUAGAAACCCGAAUUUCCCACAAAAACACUGCCAAAAAUCGCUCGUAGAAAUGGUAAAAACGCAAGAACUCGAGUUUAUUCCGCCCAAAAAGCGUAAAGAACCAAAAAUCAAGGACGGAACGGGAAAAAAUAUUCAAGGCAAUAGCGCGAAUGCAGAUCAUAUCACAAAAAUACAGGUAAAAUCAACAGAAGGCUUAAAAUCGUCUUCAAGCAAAAAGCAAUCUGGCAGUUCGGAGCUCAUUGAUGUCCCAAUAGCGUUUCAUCGCAACGGAAAUCACACAGAAACCGAAGAAAAUGAAUUAAAUUUGUACGAAAAUGUCUCGCAAAAGCCCCUGCGAAGCUCAACGGCGACGCCAAGUAGCGCCAUGAGCGAAGAAUCCAGCUUUGAUGGCAUCGAUCGCGCAUCCAAGAGUCAAGAAUCGAUUCUGAAAUGUGGCACGGGUGGCAAAAAGAAAGUCGUGAAUAUCCGAACGGACCUCGAUUGCAUCGGAAAUGAACGAAAAUCGCCCAGUGUGAAGCACAGCUAUGCAGAUCUCGAGUCAGGAUCGAGCGACAGCAUCUUUCGGAAAUCAUCAACGGACAAUUAUCUCACCUUGGCCGGGACAAUCAAGCGUGGCAAGAAAUUGGGCGAAGAAUUUAACGUGCAACUGAAUAUCUCGCGAGACGAACUCGAAAAAAUUAAUUCGUUCGCAAUGAAAAAAAGUAACGAGGAGAAAAAUGGUUCUUGUUGUGUCUGUAAAUUGGGAACGGGCUUACAUGUGCUUCUCUGGACGAUAAUUUGUUUCCCGAUUGUCGUUGUAAUUUCGGGCGUUUAUUGUUUUUACAUUGGAACUCUCACGUGGUACAAUUUAUUCAACUUUUUCAGUCAGGAAAAGACGAUAUUGCAUCGGAUUUUUGUGCCGCCCUUACUUUUUGUGGCCUAUCCCGUGACAAUUUUGCUCUUUACUGCCGGUCUCGCCCUGUAUGGGGGCUUUAAACAACUCAGUCUUCGAUUUCAUGUGUGGUUCAAUGAAGUUUGCGACUUGGAAAAGGGCUUUUAUGGAUGGCUUUGUGGAUUUUUAAGCUUAUCCGAGUGCAGUCCCUACGAAGUUAUCAUCCUGACUGACAUCCGAGACGACCCGUUGCCACAAAAAUCGUCCACGCAAGAGUUUACCGUUUAAAUCAAACCCAUUUUUACACAUUAAAAGCGCUUAUUUACGUAAAAU
Messenger RNA from Culicoides brevitarsis, 1259 nucleotides. RefSeq names its product transmembrane protein 169-like. Lineage: Eukaryota; Metazoa; Arthropoda; Insecta; Diptera; Ceratopogonidae. The record is from RefSeq and is a predicted model, not a curated record. Bases 105 to 1214 code for a protein of 369 amino acids. The transcript has 2 exons.